CGCUGGGGCCCGUAAUGGCUAAUGUGAUCACGCGCUGAACGCUAUAAAUACGCGGGAACGGUCGCACCGACAAGCAGCAAAGGACGACCAGCAACAAGCACAGGAACACUUUGAAGACUUUCACUUUUAAAGAUGGCAGGAAAAAUGACCUUGUGGCUGCCGACCUUGGCCAUCGCCUUCUUCGUCUUCGUCUGGGGAAGCGUGCCGGCGGAGGCGGAAGAGAAGAGACUUGCGGAGUUGAACAUCGGCAGCGAUCGCGGCAACAAACUGGACCGAGAGGCGCUGGCAGCAAAACUGAAGGAAAUCAUGGGCAAGAGGGCGGACAAACGGAUAGCACAGAGCAUUGUUACAGGAGCCAAAGCCAGCCAGAUGAACGACGUGGAAAGACAACAGGCCAUCGACAGCAUCCUGGAGAAGUUGGGCAAGCGCAGUGCGGAGAUGUCGAUUGGCGAGGACUGGGGAAGGGAGGCGGAUAAUGAGGCCAGGAGAGCCCUCCUGGAGGAAAUCCUGGGUGGGAAGCGGAAGCGGCUGGCAGAACUCGCCAUCGGGUCGGACAUGGGGAAGGCACGUGACAGCCAGCUGUUGAGGGACAUGGUGGACGGCAUCGUAGGCUAACUCCGCCCCCCUCCCCCCUUCCCUCCGAUCCCUCAGAUUUCUAGCUAACAAAUGUCGUAAUGGCGACACGCACACACCUGUCCACCUGCUCAAAGCAAAGUUUGAAAAGUUUGCCUUUAUCUAAGUUAUAGAUUAUUCCGAGUCGAAAAUAAUAGCUUGACGUUAGUUACCUACAUCUAUUCCCUAUGCCGAGAGAAUAUUGUAUCAAUAGAGAAGAAAGCCGUUGGCACGGGGUUGCCGUUUCCUGGAAUCAUAACGUCUUCUUCUCAUGACAUAAAAAUGAACGAAAGAAAUAAAAUGAAAAAAAAUCUA
This is a messenger RNA of Branchiostoma floridae (Florida lancelet), 927 nucleotides long. RefSeq lists its product as uncharacterized. The record is from RefSeq and is a predicted model, not a curated record. Lineage: Eukaryota; Metazoa; Chordata; Leptocardii; Amphioxiformes; Branchiostomatidae. The transcript is spliced from 5 exons. Bases 133 to 615 code for a protein of 160 amino acids.